GUGUUGGUGGCGACCCCGCCGUGGGUGCCGAGGUUUGACUGCUGCACCGAAUGGCCCAUUUCUCCAGCGAGGAUGAGGGGAUGCUGCAGGCGAUGCUCCGGCAGCUGUUCCAGAGCGUGAAGGAGAAAAUCACCGGCGCUCCCUCCUUGGAGUGCGCAGAGGAGAUCCUCUUGCGGCUGGAGGAAACUGACGAAAAUUUCCACAACUAUGAAUUUGUGAAAUACCUUAGACAGCACAUAUGUAACGCACUGGGGUCUAUGAUUGAAGAAGAAAUGGAAAAGUGCACAUCUGAUCAGAAUCAGGGUGAGGAAUCUGGUUAUGACACUGUGGUACAGCACGUCACCAAGAGAACCCAGGAGUCGAAAGAGUAUAAGGACAUGAUGCACUCCCUGAAGACCAUCAUGAUGGUGGUGGUGGAGUCCAUGAUCAACAAGUUUGAAGACGAUGAGACGCGGAGUGAGGACAGACAGAGGAAGAUGCAGAAGGACGCGAGCGGUAGCUGCUGUACAGACAAUUGCUCCGACAGUGACUCCUCCUUCAACCAGAGUUACAAAUUCUGUCAAGGAAAACUACAGCUGAUUUUAGAUCAGUUGGAUCCUGGGCAACCUAAAGAGGUGAGAUAUGAAGCGUUGCAGACACUAUGCUCAGCUCCUCCAUCUGAUGUCCUGAACUGUGAAAACUGGACCACUCUCUGUGAAAAACUGACCUCGUCUCUGUCCGAUCCAGAUCCUACGUUCACUGACCGGAUUUUAAAGUUCUAUGCACAGACUUUUACACUCUCACCAUUACACAUGACCAAGGAAAUUUAUACAAGCUUAGCUAAAUAUCUGGAGUUAUACUUUCUUUCUAGAGAAAAUCACAUUCCUACUCUUUCAACUGGAGUAGACAUAACCAGUCCAAAUGUGACCCGCUUACUGAAAAAGGUUCGCCUUCUGAAUGAAUAUCAGAAAGAGGUUCCAUCUUUUUGGAUUCGCCACCCAGAGAAGUAUAUGGAGGAAAUUGUGGAGAGUACUUUGUCCCUGCUAUCAGUCAAACAUGAUCAAAGCCAUCUUGUCUCACAGAAGAUUUUGGAUCCCAUCUAUUUUUUUGCAUUAGUUGAUACUAAAGCUGUGUGGUUCAAAAAAUGGAUGCAUGCAUAUUACAGCAGAACUGCAGUACUAAAACUACUUGAAAAGAAAUAUAAAUCUCUGAUAACUACAGCAGUUCAACAAUGUGUUCAGUACUUGGAAUUGUGUGAGGCUAUGAAAGCUGAUGAAAUUUUGGGACAUUCAAAGCAUUGUGGUAACAAGCAAAAAAAUUUCUACUACUCAGGACAAGAACUGCAAUAUAUUUAUUUCAUUCACUCACUGUGCCUUUUAGGAAGAUUGUUGAUCUAUACACAAGGCAGAAAAUUAUUUCCCAUAAAGCUGAAGAAUAGAAAAGAUUCAGUAUCUCUCACAAAUCUGCUGGUUUUGUUUACCCAACUCAUCUACUAUUCACCAAGUUGUCCAAAGAUGACAUCAGUUGCGUAUUCAGAGAAUUAUUCUCCUGCAAGUAUGGUGACUGACGUCCUGCGGAUCCUCUGUGACCAGAAAGAAUGUGCCAUUGAGUGCUUAUACAACAGCACUGUGACAGAGACCCUUCUCCAGCCCAUUCAUAACCUGAUGAAAGGGUCUGCGGCUGCUCCAGACUGCUCGGAAACAGCUUUAAUUCACAUAGCUGAUAUUUUGGCAAGAAUUGCUUCUGUAGAAGAAGGACUUAUUUUACUUCUUUAUGGGGAAAAUAUGAACUCUUCUGAAGAAGAAAGUCCCACAGGUGCUCACAUCAUAGCCAAGUUUUCAAAAAAACUUCUGGAUGAAGACAUUUCUGUUUUUUCUGGAUCGGAAAUGUUGCCUUUAGUUAAAGGAGCUUUUAUUUCUGUGUGUCGUCAAAUAUAUGGCACAUGUGAAGGCUUGCAGGUGUUGCUUCCUUAUGGUUUACACGAAUCCAUAGCCAAGGCAUGGAAGAAGACAAGCUUGCUAUCGGAAAGGAUCCCCACUCCAGUAGAGGGCUCUGACUCGGUUUCCUCAGUGAGCCAGGAGUCUCCCAACAUUGUGGCUUGGGAAGACAAUUUGCUAGAUGAUUUACUCAAUUUUGCUGCCACUCCCAAAGGAUUGCUACUUCUUCAGAGAACAGGUGCCAUCAAUGAAUGUGUGAUGUUUAUGUUCAACCAAUAUGCAAAAAAACUCCAGAUAAACAGGCAGAAGAAGUUUGACUAUGAAGUUUUGGUUGUACAGGUGGCAUCCACAGCAGCAGGGGCAGUAGCGCUACAAAAUUCAGGCUUCAUUAGUGCACUUAUAACUGAGUUAUGGUCCAAUCUUGAAUGUGGAAGAGAUGAUGUAAGGGUAACUCAUCCUAGAGCUACUCCAGUGGAUCCUAUUGACCGAAGCUGUCAAAAGUCUUUCCUAGCGCUGGUGAACCUGCUGUCCUACCCUGCUGUGUAUGAGCUAACAGGCAAUCAAGAACUUCCCAAUAAAGCAGAAUAUUCUCUUCGGGAAGUUCCAACAUGUAUUAUUGAUAUAAUCGAUAGGCUUAUCAUUUUGAACUCUGAAGCUAAGAUUCGUUCUUUACUGAAUUAUGAACAAUCACACAUCUUUGGUCUAAGGUUAUUAAGUGUGGUGUGCUGUGAUCUGGAUGCUCUUCUCUUACUGGAGGCUCAGUAUCAAGUAUCCAACAUGUUACUACAUGCUCAGGAAGAAAAUACCUUUGAGAUCUCCGAGAAUCACAGGGAGUUUAUAAUUGAUGGCUUAUCAGUAGAGAGAAAUCAUGUUCUUGUAAGGAUGAAUCUCAUUGGUGGGCCCUUGGAGCGGAUUUUGCCUCCAAGGAUGCUUGAGAAGGGGGAUGACCCGUAUCCUUGGCCAAUGUUCUCGUCAUAUCCAUUGCCACACUGCUAUCUGCCCGAAGUCCCACGAAGUGCUGAUGUGAAACAAGACAGUGAUAUCGGGAAGCUGUUAUCAUGCUUCAGAAUGUCUGAUAAACAAACCGAGUGGACAGAAAACUGCCGAAGACAGUUUUGUAAAACAAUGAAGUCCAAGCCUGAUGCAGUCAGUGGAGGUGCUUUAGGAGAACUACUUGAGAACUUUGUGCUUCAUCUCACCGAAAACCCCUCCGAGUGCUACUUCCCUUCUGUGGAAUAUGCAGCUGCUGAUGCAAAUGUGAAGAAUGAAAGUCUCUCAUCUGUGCAGCAGCUUGGCAUUAAAAUGACUGUCAGGUACGGUAAGUUUCUCAACUUGUUAAAAGAUGGUGCAGAAAGUGAUCUCGCCUUGGUCUUAAAGCACUGUGACAAAUUCCUGAAACAACAGCAGUCACCAGUAACUUCUUCUCUUCUGUGCCUGCAAGGGAACUACACAGGCCAUGACUGGUUCGUGUCUUCUCUGUUCAUCAUAAUGCAAGGGGAUAAAGAGAAGACACUCCGUUUUCUUCAGCAUUUCUCCAGGCUUCUGACCUCUGCCUUCCUUUGGGUGCCAAGGCUGCAUAUUUCUAAGUACCUUCCCAUCGACACCGUUGAGACUGGCAUCCAUCCCAUAUAUUUCUGCAGCACUCACUGCAUUGAAAUGCUACUGAAGGCCGAGGUUCCGCUUGUGUUUUCAGCUUUCCACAUGUCUGGCUUUGCACCAUCACAGAUUUGCCUACAAUGGAUAACUCAAUGUUUUUGGAAUUACUUGGAUUGGAUAGAAAUAUGCCAUUAUAUUGCUACUUGUGUUGUCCUUGGUCCUGAUUAUCAAGUGUAUGUCUGCAUAGCUGUUCUCAAACAUCUGCAGCAAGACAUUCUCCAGCAUACCCAGACUCAAGAUCUACAAGUAUUUCUCAAAGAAGAAGCACUACGUGGGUUUCGAGUGAGCAACCAUUUUGAAUACAUGGAGAUUUUGGAGCAAAACUACCGGCCAGUGCUGCUCAGAGACAUGCGCAGCAUUAGAGCGCAGAGCACUUAGACCACGAGAGGCACUCUAAUUACUUUGUAUUCCUCCUUAAAGGCGACGUGAGUGUGUCCUGUCUACAGCGAUAACAUGCUUUGUGUGUCCAUGCAUUGUACAUCAGUACUGAGAGGUUUUGAACAGAAUAUAUUCAUGUUGCUGUUUGCUCAGUUUGUGAAAUGAAGUGAGUUCAUUCCUGCAAGUUCCUGGUUCUUUAAAUUUUUAGGAGCAGUCCUGGGUUUUAGUUUUUAUUUGUGUUUGACUUAUAAAAGCAAAAAAGACCUUACUGUAAAACCUAAAAAUCUGAAACUACUAGGGAACACACUUGAAGAUCUGGCAUAGGAAAUGGCUUCUGAAUAAGACAGAAAUAAAUAAAUGCAUGUCAGAUUACCAUGGAGAUCCCUGCACAUCUAUAUUUAUCGUGGCACUAUUCACAACAGCCAGGUUAUGGAAUCCAUCAAGGUAGUCAAGGUAUUCAUAGUGUAUGUACACAACAGAGUUUUACUCAGCCCUAAAGAAGAACAAAAUUAAGCAUUUCCAGGAAAUUGGGAUUGGAGAUCAUGUUAGGUGAUAAAAGCCAGUCCCCUAAAGGCAAGCAUCACAAGUUUUAUCCCCCCAGGAAGCUAGAGCAUGAAGGUAGGUAGAUGAGCAGUAUGAAACGCACAGGGAUUAUAAGAAAGUGGUGGAGGGCUGAGGAGUCACCGACAUGGCUCAGUGAUUAAAGGCACCUGCAUUCAAGCCUGACAACUUGAUUUCAGCCCCUCACAGACACAUUGUGAAGGAACAAACUAACUCUCAAGAGCUGUGCUCUGACCUCCACGUGCACACUAUAGAUGUGCCUGAAAAUAUAAAGUAGAAUAUUUUUAAAAAACUCAUGUGAGACAAAUAGAAUAAAAGUACAUUACAUUUAUGUCAGGAAUGUCAUAGUGACAUAGAAUGAAAUAUCUCACCCUUCCUCAUCUCUACUGUGUAAUGGUUUUGUAAUGAACUUGGGAAGAAGAAGCAAUUUUGUUUACAGAGGAAGGGAGGAAGGAAGGAAGGAAGGAAGGAAGGAAGGAAGGAAGGAAGGAAGGAAGGAAGGAAGGAAAAUGAACAAAAGACCUGAGUACCAGAAAGAGUCCAUAGAGAUGGGCAAAAGCCCAGAUUCCUCCUUUUUAUGACUGCACAUAUGGAAAAACACAGACAACAGCACAUUUGCUCAUUUCCCCUGCAGAGGAACAAAGGGUAUCUACCAGGACAUUGUCCUCAGACAUGAUUGCCUUUCUAGGAGGCGCUUUUUAUACUGAUAGCAAUUUCUAACUUUUCAUUGGCAAUAUAGAGUUCACAUGGCUCAUUUAGAAGACAGAUUGUCUCCCUCGUGCUGAUAAGCACUCUGCUAUUAUUUCGUGGCAUUUCUUGGUGAUAGAUUUGAUUUGUACUGAACUUGAAAACAUUAAGAAAAAUAGAUUUCUAAAUUAAAAUGAUUUACACUACAUUUUAUUUAAAUAGAAGUCUGUACCCAUAGGAUUAACAUGUGAGGGUCUGAUUUUCUUGUAACUGUCCAUUUACUGUUUGAAAGCCAAUACUCAAAUAUAUUACUAAUUUAUGAAUUUCAGUUAAAAAAACAUAUAGGUUAUUUUGUAUUAUUUGCUCAUAUAA
Molecule: messenger RNA, 5570 nt
Organism: Onychomys torridus (southern grasshopper mouse)
Lineage: Eukaryota; Metazoa; Chordata; Mammalia; Rodentia; Cricetidae
Gene: Tbc1d32
Product: TBC1 domain family member 32
Exons: 33
Coding region: 51-3950 (1299 amino acids)
Biological process (GO): non-motile cilium assembly
Source: RefSeq, a predicted model, not a curated record